UGUCAAACAUUCAAGAGAAAAAUACCAAAAACACUCGCAAUUUCACGCCGGGAAUCGAAGUUCUGUCCCGCGAACCAACCGAUCCGAAAUGCUGUCCUCGCGCGCUCUGCUGCUGGGUCGUAUGCUGCAGCGGACGGCGGCGGCCCGCGUGGCCGUUCCGGCCAUCCGCCAGCAGACCGUCCGUCACGGUGGCCACGAUGUGUCCUACCGGAUGAACGGACCGAAGGCGGACAUGCUGGCCCGGGUUGGUGCGCAGGUGGCCGGUGGACUCAUGUGGUGGUGGGUUCUGUGGCAUCUGUUCCACGAGUACGAGCACAUUACGGGCGAGUUUGAGUAUCCGGAUCCGUCGCAGUGGACCAACGCCGAGCUGGGCAUUCCUGCGGAUGAUGUUGAAUAAGUGGUCGGAACUGUGCGUGGGAUGUUUUAUUGAAAAUCUGCUAAACUCUUUCGAUUGGUAAUUUUUGAUGAUGGUGUAAAUAAACAGUGCCCAUGAGUGUGUGGUAGAGAAGGUUGA
Messenger RNA from Culex pipiens pallens (northern house mosquito), 514 nucleotides. RefSeq names its product NADH dehydrogenase [ubiquinone] 1 beta subcomplex subunit 2, mitochondrial-like. The record is from RefSeq and is a predicted model, not a curated record. The transcript is spliced from 3 exons. NCBI's taxonomy places the organism in Eukaryota, Metazoa, Arthropoda, Insecta, Diptera, Culicidae. The coding region runs from base 89 to 397 and encodes 102 amino acids. Gene Ontology annotation, cellular component: mitochondrial inner membrane.